Molecule: messenger RNA, 910 nt
Organism: Acanthoscelides obtectus
Lineage: Eukaryota; Metazoa; Arthropoda; Insecta; Coleoptera; Chrysomelidae
Source: the annotation of a GenBank genome assembly
AUGUACACAUCAGGUGAACGGGAGACUUGGACAAAACAAUGGUGUGGCUAAAAUUACAGUAAAAUGUAAAACCAUAAGCGAGGACCAUUAAAACCUGUUACUUAAAAUAUAUAUAUAUAUAUAUAUAUAGCAAAUUUUAUUGUAGAGCAAACUAAACAUAAGAAACAGAGCGGAAAUAUCUCGGUGUACUUCACGAGAUCUGACAUCAAAAUUUUUCAGCAAUACGUUAUAGUCGAACCCACUAUUUUCCAACCUGCUAAUAGAAUUUUGGUAAGUAGGUGCCCAGAUAAGCGAAGCAUAUUGAAGCCUGAUUGUGACUUUCUAACACAGCACUUCAGCAACAGCAUCGUAAUGUAACGUUAUAGUCAACUUCGUAUCAAAUGUAACCAGGCAGCAGCGGUGGCCGCAGUAGUAGACUCUUCGGUCUCCUGAUCAGUCGCCGUGCGCUGUGCGGGUUCGAGUCCCAUCCCAGGAGAAAUUUUUCUCUUGGCUAUGGAUGUUGUGAUUGUCCGUAGGGAUGCAACGAUAUAUCGGAAAACCGACAAAUAUCGAUAUAUCGACAACUAAAAAUUUCGCUACUUAUCGAUAUCAACGAUACGCUUAUAUCGAUAUAUCGAUAUCGAAAAAUUCAAUAUAUCGCAUCAAAAGAUCGAAAAGCCCACCCAAAUUAAAAUACCCACAAAACCGGGUAAAACGCUUGACUGGCAACGUGACAACACUGACUCUCUAGAAAAUGAGGUAUGACGAUAUGAUAAGUGACAAAUGUAUAUGUUUUGUGAUAUAACAUGUGACAUGUACACGUGUUGUACCUGUUGGUUGCUAAUAAAUUAAUACUCAAUUUUAAUUUCAAAAUAUGAAGAGAAGUAGAUUAUGGCCAUAUUUCAAAAAAGAAGACGGUACUGCCGUUUGC